CCCCCCCUCUGCUGGACCACACCUGUCACCCCCCCCCCCCUGCUUGAGGAGGAUGGAGGCCCAGGUGUUCAUUCUUCACCAUAUUCUUGGAGUAAUUAGGUUCAUUAUCCCUAGGUCGAUUUUAUGUAUUUUUUCCACCUGUAAAUUAAUAUAUUUGUUAUGUAAUAAUUAAGUACCACAUAUAUUUUUAAUAUCAACAAUAAGAAUAUUUUGUUCGCUGUUCAUACUCGCCAUAGAAAGCCAGAAGUGUCCAGUCAGCAUGCUGCGUGGUACAGCUGCUGCAGGGGUUCAUGAUGCGUGGUACAGCUGCUGCAGGGGUUCAUGUUGCGUGGUACAGCUGCUGCAGGGGUUCAUGUUGCGUGGUACAGCUGCUGCAGGGGUUCAUGUUGCGUGGUACAGCUGCUGUAGGGGUUCAUGUUGCGUGGUACAGCUGCUGCAGGGGUUCAUGUUGCGUGUACAGCUGCUGUAGGGGUUCAUGUUGCGUGGUACAGCUGCUGUAGGGGUUCAUGUUGUGUGCACAGCUGCUGCAGGGGUUCAUGUUGCGUGGUACAGCUGCUGUAGGGGUUCAUGUUGCGUGGUACAGCUGCUGUAGGGGUUCAUGUUGCGUGGUACAGCUGCUGCAGGGGUUCAUGAUGCGUGGUACAGCUGCUGCAGGGGUUCAUGUUGCGUGGUACAGCUGCUGUAGGGGUUCAUGUUGCGUGGUACAGCUGCUGCAGGGGUUCAUGAUGCGUGUACAGCUGCUGCAGGGGUUCAUGUUGCGUGGUACAGCUGCUGCAGGGGUUCAUGAUGCGUGGUACAGCUGCUGCAGGGGUUCAUGCUGCGUGGUACAGCUGCUGCAGGGGUUCAUGUUGCGUGUACAGCUGCUGUAGGGGUUCAUGCUGCGUGGUACAGCUGCUGCAGGGGUUCAUGAUGCGUGGUACAGCUGCUGUAGGGGUUCAUGUUGCGUGGUACAGCUGCUGCAGGGGUUCAUGUUGCGUGGUACAGCUGCUGUAGGGGUUCAUGAUGCGUGGUACAGCUGCUGCAGGGGUUCAUGUUGCGUGGUACAGCUGCUGUAGGGGUUCAUGUUGCGUGGUACAGCUGCUGCAGGGGUUCAUGUUGCGUGGUACAGCUGCUGCAGGGGUUCAUGUUGCGUGGUACAGCUGCUGCAGGGGUUCAUGAUGCGUGGUACAGCUGCUGCAGGGGUUCAUGCUGCGUGGUACAGCUGCUGCAGGGGUUCAUGUUGCGUGGUACAGCUGCUGCAGGGGUUCAUGUUGCGUGGUAAAGCUGCUGCAGGGGUUCAUGUUGCGUGGUACAGCUGCUGCAGGGGUUCAUGAUGCGUUGUACAGCUGCUGUAGGGGUUCAUGUUGCGUGUACAGCUGCUGCAGAGGUUCAUGUUGCGUGUACAGCUGCUGUAGGGGUUCAUGUUGCGUGGUACAGCUGCUGUAGGGGUUCAUGUUGCGUGGUACAGCUGCUGCAGGGGUUCAUGUUGCGUGUACAGCUGCUGUAGGGGUUCAUGAUGUGUGGUACAGCUGCUGCAGGGGUUCAUGAUGCGUGGUACAGCUGCUGUAGGGGUUCAUGUUGCGUGGUACAGCUGCUGCAGAGGUUCAUGUUGCGUGUACAGCUGCUGCAGGGGUUCAUGUUGCAUGGUACAGCUGCUGCAGGGGUUCAUGUUGCGUGGUACAGCUGCUGCAGGGGUUCAUGAUGUGUGGUACAGCUGCUGCAGGGGUUCAUAAUGCGUGGUACAGCUGCUGUAGGGGUUCAUGUUGCGUGGUACAGCUGCUGCAGAGGUUCAUGUUGCGUGUACAGCUGCUGCAGGGGUUCAUGUUGCGUGGUACAGCUGCUGCAGGGGUUCAUGUUGCGUGGUAGAGCUGCUGCAGGGGUUCAUGUUGCGUGGUACAGCUGCUGUAGGGGUUCAUGUUGCGUGGUACAGCUGCUGCAGGGGUUCAUGUUGCGUGGUACAGCUGCUGCAGGGGUUCAUGUUGCGUGGUACAGCUGCUGCAGGGGUUCAUGAUGUGUGGUACUGCUGCUGCAGGGGUUCAUGAUGCGUGGUACAGCUGCUGUAGGGGUUCAUGAUGCGUGGUACAGCUGCUGUAGGGGUUCAUGUUGCGUGUACAGCUGCUGCAGGGGUUCAUGUUGCGUGUACAGCUGCUGUAGGGGUUCAUGUUGCGUGUACAGCUGCUGCAGGGGUUCAUGUUGCGUGUACAGCUGCUGCAGGGGUUCAUGUUGCGUGUACAGCUGCUGUAGGGGUUCAUGUUGCGUGUACAGCUGCUGCAGGGGUUCAUGUUGCGUGUACAGCUGCUGCAGGGGUUCAUGUUGCGUGUACAGCUGCUGUAGGGGUUCAUGUUGCGUGUACAGCUGCUGCAGGGGUUCAUGUUGCGUGUACAGCUGCUGUAGGGGUUCAUGUUGCGUGUACAGCUGCUGUAGGGGUUCAUGUUGCGUGUACAGCUGCUGUAGGGGUUCAUGUUGCGUUGUACAGCUGCUGCAGGGGUUCAUGUUGCGUGGUACAGCUGCUGCAGGGGUUCAUGUUGCGUGUACAGCUGCUGCAGGGGUUGAUAUUGCGUGGUACAGCUGCGGUAGGGGUUCAUGUUGAGUGGUACAGCUGCUGCUGUAGGGGUUCAUGUUGCGUGUACAGCUGCUGUAGGGGUUCAUGUUGCGUGUACAGCUGCUGUAGGGGUUCAUGUUGCGUGUACAGCUGCUGUAGGGGUUCAUGUUGCGUUGUACAGCUGCUGCAGGGGUUCAUGUUGCGUGGUACAGCUGCUGCAGGGGUUCAUGUUGCGUGUACAGCUGCUGCAGGGGUUCAUGUUGCGUGUACAGCUGCUGUAGGGGUUCAUGUUGCGUGUACAGCUGCUGUAGGGGUUCAUGUUGCGUGUACAGCUGCUGUAGGGGUUCAUGUUGCGUGUACAGCUGCUGUAGGGGUUCAUGUUGCGUGUACAGCUGCUGUAGGGGUUCAUGUUGCGUGUACAGCUGCUGUAGGGGUUCAUGUUGCGUGUACAGCUGCUGUAGGGGGUUCAUGUUGCGUGUACAGCUGCUGCAGGGGUUCAUGUUGCAUGUACAGCUGCUGUUGAUUCACUGUGGAGGUUCUACGAGAUCUGUCUUGACCGUAGCAAAUAAACUUUCCUUCAAAUGUAGAAUGUAAACAGGUAGCUGUAGGCUACAGACGGUGUAUCCCCCUUUCCCCUAGAGUUCUUUGGCAAUACAUCUUCUGAACUGCUUUUUAUUGUGGUGAUUUACAGUGGGGAGAAGUCAGCUGUGACCACCCCAGUCGUAGCUUCGGCAGAACCCAACGCUGUCGCCCUCCAGCCCAGUCCACAACCGGCGCCUCCUCACCGCCCGAAACAUGAGAAUGAGCUCAGUAGACCUACCCGACGAGAACGAGAAGUCCCUCAGUUCAGCCAGCACCUCACCCUGCCCUUCACCCGUAAGUAAAAAGCCCCAUCGCCUCCUGCCCACCAACCUGUAUGUCGUCCUCUACAACUUCACCUCCAGACAUCCAGACGAGCUCGACCUCAGGGCCGGCUACAAGGUCACCGUGACGGACACGUCCGACCCCGACUGGUGGCAGGGAAAGUGUCUGGGCAGGACCGGCUACUUCCCUUCCAAGUACGUCACCCGACUCAACGGGGGUGAGAAGCCUCUCCAGGUCACCCACAACCUGCAGGUCACCGACGGUGAUAAUGGCAUCAAACUCCUCAGAGAUCAGAUCGUCAUUCAGAUCGGGGAGGAGGUGGAGGGUAUGGUGAUGAUCCGCAACGGUGACAACCAGCAGGGGGUGUGUCCGCUCAAGUACCUGCAGGAGGCCUGAGCCUCGUACUCGCGCUGGCCGGCCAAACCACUUCCACAUCAAUUCCUGUUUCUCGUUAAGUCAAUGACUCUUCAGUGAGACAAAU
Procambarus clarkii (red swamp crayfish) is the source of this 3866-nucleotide messenger RNA. Lineage: Eukaryota; Metazoa; Arthropoda; Malacostraca; Decapoda; Cambaridae. The record is from RefSeq and is a predicted model, not a curated record.